Molecule: messenger RNA, 1508 nt
Organism: Hibiscus syriacus
Lineage: Eukaryota; Viridiplantae; Streptophyta; Magnoliopsida; Malvales; Malvaceae
Product: transcription factor TCP15-like
Exons: 1
Coding region: 279-1367 (362 amino acids)
Cellular component (GO): nucleus
Molecular function (GO): sequence-specific DNA binding; DNA-binding transcription factor activity
Source: RefSeq, a predicted model, not a curated record
AUAGCCCUACCUUAUAAUUCUCACUCAUUGCAUUUGUUGCUUAAAGCUUGCUCUCUUCCCUUAUCCUCUCUCUGUCUCUAUCUCUCUCUUUGGUCGUUGCAGAGAUAAGAAAAACAACUCAGCUGCAAUCUUCUCCCAUCUAAAGGGAAUUGAAAACAUCAUAUUUGAAAAGAAAGAGGGAAAUGACCCACUAGACCACCAAAGUGAAUGAAUUGAGGGUCACCUACAGAUCAUGUACCAGGAGAGCCAAAAAAAAAUAUAAUCCCACUUUCACACACAUGAUCAUGGAUGAAAAUGGGAUCCUCAGGCCAAACUUCCCUCUUCAGCUCCUAGAAACCAAGGAACAACAACAAGAACAACUCAGUCAGGCCGAGACGAGCUCCAAAACGACCCCGGAACCGCCCAAGAAACCUCCCCCUAAGAGGACUUCAACCAAAGACAGGCACACCAAGGUCGAAGGCCGAGGCCGCCGAAUCCGUAUGCCCGCGACGUGUGCCGCUAGGGUUUUCCAGUUAACGAGAGAGCUCGGUCACAAAUCCGAUGGUGAAACCAUCGAGUGGUUGCUUCAACAGGCCGAGCCUGCGGUUAUUGCUGCUACGGGGACAGGUAUUAUCCCUGCUAAUUUUACGUCCCUUAAUAUUUCUCUGAGAAGUUCAGGCUCUAGCAUGUCGGCUUCCCACUUGAGGAACACGUAUUUCAAUCCAAAUUUUACGACACAACAAUUGAGGAUGAGAAGUGAAUGGGAUCAAAAGAAUGUCCUUGACGACUCGUCUCAGCAACAAAGGAGAGUCUUAUUUCCGGGUGUUGCUUUAUCGUCUGAAGAUUCAUUGAACUUUCCUGGUAGUAGUAACACUAGUUUGAACGCUUUCUUGCAAGCUAAGCAAGAGAUCCGGGAAGCCAGCGUCAACGUUGCGGAGACAGCAGAUGCUAGUAUAGCCAAAAGGAGGAGGCCGGAGCAGGAAGAAUCGCCACAAAAUCAGAUGGGGAGCUACUUGAUACAAUCUAAUGCCGGUUCAAUCCCGGCAAGUCAUAAUCCGAUUCCGACAACAUUUUGGAUGGUGACUAACCCCGGAAACCAAGUCAUCGGCGGGAGCAGCGCCGGUGAUCCCGUGUGGACAUUUCCGUCAUCUACUAAUACUAAUAUGUAUAGGGGUACUAUGUCUAGUGGGGUACAUUUCAUGAAUUUCGCUACUCCAAUGGCUCUCCUACCUGGUCAACAAUUUGGUUCUAUUACCGACACUCAUUUAGGAAUCCUCACGUCACUAAAUGCCUAUAGACCGAAUCCGGGUACCAACGUUUCCGAGUCUCCGGCCAGCGGGUCAUAUCAACACCACGGCGAGGAAAACAGGCAUGACCCAACUAGCUAGUGUUCGGUCAUGGCAUUAGAGCAAAUCACAAAGUGUAUGGCUUGAUCAUGCUUUAUUCUAGUUUUUUUUUAGCAGUACAUAUACGUGCAAUUUGCAACACAGGCUCGACUUUGAAUGCUAUGAACAGUGUGGUAUUCGAUU